UGAACAGGUUGAUGUAAGGGGGCUAGAGUUAGAACGGACACGCCCCUUAAAGAACAGCAAAAAAGGAAACACCCACCUGAACAGAUACCGUGUACAUCAACCAAACUUUUGGUUGUAUUCUCUGAUCCAUCAUACAACACGAACGGCUUUCUUCAUCCCUUUAAUCUUUCUUAAAAUGUCGCAGUACCCCUACAUCCCGUUUCGUCGAGCGUAUAGUUUAAGUGGGAUUGGUUCCUCUAAGCGUAUGUCUGCUUCGACUUUAUCAACGCCACGGUCAUCCGUGCACGGCGGCGUGGGACUUUCGUUGAGAAACGUCGGCUCGAUGAGUUUUGAGAACAAUGACAAACUGGCCAUGCAGAACCUCAACGACCGCCUCUCCACUUACCUGGAGAGGGUGCGCUCCUUGGAGUCUGACAACGCCAGGCUCGAGCAGACGAUAAGGGAGUGGAGCCAGGGUCGUCCGGUGGAGCGGGACUACAGCGAUUUUGAAAGAACCAUCAAUGAACUUCGCUGCCAGGUCAGUACUGGGUCAAGAGGCAACGUGAAGACAAUGCUGCAGAUUGAUAAUGCUCGGCUGGCGUCCGAUGACUUCAGAAUCAAGUACGAGGCUGAACUGCUGCUGCGGCAGUCGAUGGAGGCAGAUGUGAUGGGCCUGCGGCGGACGAUGGAUGACAUGACCUUAGUGCGCGCUGCCCUGGAGGCACAGGUGGAGGAGCUGAAUGAAGAGCUCAUCCACCUGAAGAAGAGCCACCAAGAAGAGGUGAUGGCGCUACGGACUUGUGCAGGUGGCAAUGUGAGGGUGGAGGUAGAUGCUGCGCCUCAGGAGGACCUAUCCCGGCUGCUGGCUGACAUUCGGACCAAGUACAAACGCAUUACUGAGGAGAACUGCAGGGGGAUGGAGGCCUGGUACAAUGAAAAGUUUACCAGCCUGAACCAGGUAGUGUCCCUCAGUUCAGAGGUCCUGGAGUCCAGCAAGGCUGAGCUGUCAGAGCUGCAGCGCACUGCUGAGACCCUACAGAUCGACUUGAAGUUCCACCGUAGCCUGAAAGCCACUCUGGAGGGGGAUCUGCAGGAGGCGGAGCAUAAGACUGCACUGGAGCUGCAGCAGCUGCAGACGAAGGUGCACCAGAUGGAGGAGAAGCUGCAAAUGCUGAGGGCCAGUAUUGCGCAACAGUCCAACGAGUACAGCAGCCUUCUGGACCUCAAAACCCUGCUGGAGAAGGAGAUUGCUCAGUAUAGGAAGCUGCUGUCGGGGGAGAACAAAAUCAUCUUGAAGGAGACAGAAGAGAGCACGAUGACCUGUAAGGUGAGGACUAUUGUGGAGGAGGUGGUGAAUGGCAAAGUAGUAUCCUCCCAGGUGGAGGAAGUGGAGCAGCAAAUCUGAGGUCCUCAUCUUAACACAAUUAACUGUUGGGUCAAUGAAUAAGUUAUGAAUCAGAGGAAACAGAUCUUGGAUGAGUAUCUUAUUUUUAGUCAAAUCCCUUUUCAUUGCUGGGAACUUCACUAUAAAAAUUC
Megalops cyprinoides (Indo-Pacific tarpon) is the source of this 1515-nucleotide messenger RNA. Its product is annotated as keratin, type I cytoskeletal 17-like. The transcript is spliced from 8 exons. NCBI's taxonomy places the organism in Eukaryota, Metazoa, Chordata, Actinopteri, Elopiformes, Megalopidae. Gene Ontology annotation, molecular function: structural molecule activity. The record is from RefSeq and is a predicted model, not a curated record. Bases 176 to 1384 code for a protein of 402 amino acids.